Molecule: messenger RNA, 2709 nt
Organism: Arachis stenosperma
Lineage: Eukaryota; Viridiplantae; Streptophyta; Magnoliopsida; Fabales; Fabaceae
Product: putative disease resistance protein RGA3
Exons: 2
Coding region: 47-2008 (653 amino acids)
Molecular function (GO): protein binding
Source: RefSeq, a predicted model, not a curated record
AAGAACAUUUCUUGAAAUCAAUCUGGAAUGGGGGAUUCCAUUCAACAUGGAAAACGCACCUUUCAUGUUGUUGUCACAGUUGAAGUACCUGAGAGCCUUGUCGUUCAAUAGCUUUCCUCUAGAGUCUGUACCUGAUUCAAUAGGUGAGUUGAUUCAUUUGCGUUACUUGGAUCUGUCCGAGACCUACAUUGUUACAUUGCCGGAGUCAUUGGGUAACCUGUAUAACUUGCAGACCUUGAAGUUGUAUAGGUGUAGAAAUCUGAAAAUGCUACCUGUUUGCAUGAAAGACCUUGUCAAUUUGCGCCAUCUUGAUAUUAGAGUGACUCAGUCAUUGCAUGAGAUGCCGAAAGGCAUGAGCCAGUUGAAAAAUUUGCAGUUUUUAAGCGACUAUGUUGUUGGGAAGCGUGAAGAGAACAAGAUCACAGAAUUGGGAGUACUUGCAGAUCUACAGCAAUCAAUUUCCAUUGCCGGUUUGGAGAAUGUGGUGAACAGCAGUGAAGCUUCGAUGGCAAGAAUGUUUGAUAAGGAUGGCAUUUGCUCUUUGGAGUUGAGUUGGUCGCCAGAUGAAGAUGAGAAUGAAGUUGAUUCCCAAAUAGAAAGAGAUAUACUGAACGAGUUACAACCUCAUUGUAAUUUGAAAAAACUAGAAAUCGAGGGUUAUAGGGGUACAACCUUUCCAGAUUGGUUGGGACAUUCUUCCUACCACAACAUCACCAGAGUAAAACUGGAUGGUUGCAGGAAUUGUUGUAUGCUUCCUUCACUUGGACAAUUGCCCUCUUUGAAGCACCUUGAAAUUGGAUUUUUUGAAAGUCUGGGGAUUGUGGGUGCUGAGUUUUACUUUUACGAGAACGAUGAAUCUUGUGUGGAGACACCACCAUUUCAAAAGCUUGAAACUCUUUUGUUUAAGUCAAUGCCUUGCUGGAAGGAGUGGCGUUCAUUGGUGUUCAAUGCAUUUCCUCGACUUAGGGAGCUUACCAUAUGGAAGUGUCCGUCGUUGAGAGGAGAUUUGCCCAUUCAUCUAUCAUCUUUGCAAUCACUUAAGAUUGAGAAGUGCGAUGAGCUGAGUUGUUGUGUUCCAAGGGCUCCUGCGAUUACCACUCUUUCAAUUUCAGGAAAGCAUCUAGUGGGGUCCGUGGUGGAGGCCAUUACCAACACGCAACUCACUUGCCUCACUUCUCUACGCAUCUCAGAUUGUUCCUCCCACAUAUGGUUUCCAGUGAGUGCUAUUCCCCCAUCACUACAAGAGUUGUGGAUACGGGAUUGCAGAAAAUUAGAAUUCGAAAUGGAUGGCCAACACCACUCACUUCAGGAACUAUACAUACGUAGCAGCUGUGAUUCACUUGCGUCCUUCUCCUUGUUGGAUUCCUUUCCGAAUCUCGUGCGUAUUCAUAUCAAUUACUGUGGAAACAUGGAGUCUAUUGUGGUGUCACGCUCUCUUUCAUGUCUCCGUUAUUUAUGGAUCAACCAUUGUGGGAGUAUGAAAUCCGUGUCGACGAUAUGGAUGGCAGCACCUCAGCUAGAGCAUCUCGAAUUAGUGGGUUGCCCAGAGAUCGAUUUGUCUGCUCCAGGGGUUCCACACCGUAGCCUCAGAUAUCUUGGAAUCAGCUACUGCGAGAAACUAGUGAGCACUGCAGUUUUCAUGAAUUCACAAUUUCAAGGGCUUAUUCAUCUUUCGAUUGAAGGUGAAUAUAAGGAGAGUGUGAAGUGCCUCCCAAAGGAAGGUUGGUUGCCUGCCUCACUUGAGUCUCUGGAACUCAAACGCAUUAAAAGUGUGGAGACGUUGGAAUGCAAGGGACUUGCCCACCUCACCUCCCUCCAACAUUUAACUAUUAAUGAAUGUCCCAAGUUGGAGAAUAUGGAGGGUGAAAAGCUGCCUGCCUCUCUAACACAACUCAACAUCUGGGGAAGCCCUUUGCUGGGCAAACGGUGUGAGAUGAAGGAUCCACAGCUUUGGCCCAAAAUCUCCCACAUCCCUGCCAUUCAAGUUGAUGGCAGAUGGAUUUGGUAAUCCAACAACUUCAACAGAUGAUGAAAUCUACCGCGAGGAAAGUGUACAGUAUACCCUUGAAGUAUACCAGCUCAUAUGGGAAACAAUUCAAUAUUCGCUUAUCCAAAGGCAGAACUGAGAUUGAGGCUGCUGAUAAGCAAAGAAGGGAGUGCUCUGAUAUAGGCAUCACAAUUGGUGCAACAAUUUGAAGUUCUUUAUGAGGUUCAAGAUCCUUGAGAAUGCCAAACGGACACUCUCAAGGAUAAUAGAAGUCGCGCUGCGACUCCUUCUAAAGAAGUGGCUAGGAAUCAGUAAAGAAACUUGAUAUCAUGGUCACUGAGAUCUCCAUUGAUCUGAGUUUGAAUUACAAAUAUUGUUCACUCACUGUUUGUGGUGUAUGCUUUCCUUUCCUUUAAGUACUUCAUAGUUCUUAUGUUAGUAAGUAAUGUGUGAUUAGUUGUAACAUGGAAAGGGAUAACUUAGUUGUACUUGAAGAAGAGAGUAUUCAAUAAAUAGUAGAUGUUUUUGGCCCCAGUCCUAUUCCUUGAUGGCAAUGCCGAAGGGGGAUAGAGGCUGGUCCUUAACCAGGCACUUGAUGGCUAUGCUGGAGAGUCUUUGGUUGGGGGGUUAUUUUUCAAAAAAGAAUAAAAGGUGUAAGAUGGAAAGAUGUUUAUGGUUAACAAGAAGUCAAGAAUGAAGAAUUACUUCUUCCAGUGGCUUAA